Molecule: messenger RNA, 591 nt
Organism: Ostertagia ostertagi
Lineage: Eukaryota; Metazoa; Nematoda; Chromadorea; Rhabditida; Trichostrongylidae
Source: the annotation of a GenBank genome assembly
GCAGACUUCACCUUUCCAUACAUCGAUGCUGACAGCAUUUCCUCACUGGUCGGUCACGACGAUCUCAGACGACUUCGAUCUGUAAGGAGGCCUGCAGAAAGUCCAGAAAUUGCGGAGUCACAGAAGGAUACGCCGCAGAAAGUGGCGGUAACGCCACAGCCGGUGAUCCAAGAGGAGACAAAACCAGAAGACGAGAUCGCAACUGAACAGGAGGCAGAGGUGAACGAGGUGAAUGACCAAAGCGCGAAUCAGCAAGAAAAUCAUGACGACGGCCACCAAAGUGACCAGCAGUCGCAAACACCACCACAACUAGAGGAGCAGCCCCAAAAACCUCAGGACGAGCAUCUACAAGAUCAGCGUCACGAAAUCCAACUUCAAGAGCCGAUUCAAAGCACAUCUUCUUGUGCGCCAACAACAAUGGUGGAGACGUCUGAGGACAUGAAGGUGCCGUUGAUAGCAGUAUCUCGUGUGGAAAGCGUAAAGACUGUCGAGGGAGCCGUUGGUCGCUUAUUAACUGCCGUCCGUAGUCGAUCGUUACGACGAAAGAAACCGAAACAAAAAUCGGUAAGAGUAACAAGCUUGUUAUCAUAA